UAUCCAAACAAUCGAUUGUAUUGGAUGGAUAUUGGUUUAAUGACAAUUGAAUCUAUCCGAUUAGACGGCACCGAUCGAAAGAUUGUAUCACGCGAAAUAAACUCUCAAGGAAUUUCCCUGGAAAUAUUCGAAAAUAAAUUAUACUGGAAUUUAAAUACAAAUCGAUUUAUACGAUACUGCAAUGCAUUUUCCAACUGUAAUCCGGAAAUUUUUGAAGCGGAUCUUGAUUACAAUGCAAUGCAGGGUAUAAAAAUCUAUCAUCCCAUAAUGAAACCAAAAGUUCAAAAUGCUUGUUUUUUGAAGCCAUGCUCGCAACUUUGUUUGUUAAAUAAAAAUAAAAACUAUACAUGUGCAUGUACUCUGGACAAGAAAUUGAACUCCGACGGGCAUACGUGUCGAGACACGGAAGAUAGCCAACAUAUCAUCAUAGUUGCGGAUGGUACAUUUGUAAAUUAUUACCAUAAUUGGUUUGGCAAGCCAAAAAUAGCAACCAGCGUUACCCUAUCAAACAUUACCGCGAUUACUUAUGAUUCACUGUCCGGUACUAUACUCGCAAGCAAUGCCCUUACGAAUAAUAUCUUCCGCUACGACCCGAUCAACAACAAAAUUAAGAAUCUCAUAGCCAUGAAGAUUGAAUCGUUGGGAGGAAUGGCGUUCGAUUAUGUUGGUAAUAAUUUGUAUUUGACAAAUAUAGAAGAAAAAACUAUUGAGGUACAUAGCUUAACGACAAAAACGAAGAAGAUCUUUUAUUUCGAGGAACAACCUUAUAACAUCGCUUUGGCACCUGAAGAAGGCAUAAUGUUCGUAGUGUUCAAAGUGAAGGAUAAAUAUCGUAUAGAUAAAAUGCAAAUGGAUGGAAUGGGAAUGAAAUCGCUGUUUGUAGAGAGCAAGUUGCUAAUAGGUCCAAGGAUAUCAUUGUACUAUUGUAUGGACGAAAAAAAAAUUUAUUGGGCUGAUCAGGGCAGUAACAGUAUCCGAAGCGCCUUGUUGACAGGUUUUGAUUAUCAGAUCCUCCGCACCAACUUGGACAAGCCUAUGAGUCUUACCAUUGCAGGAGAAUAUAUUUUCUGGACACAACGCUGUUCGACUAAACUAUUUUGGGCGAACAAAAACAAUAUUCAGCAAAAAAACUGGGAGGAAAACUUUGAACAAAUUUACGAAAAAGUAGAAAUUUCUUAUUUGAUAAUGGCACACAGAAAUAUAGAUGGCUAUCGUAAAAACUGUGGAAACUGUUCACACGUGUGCUUACCUUCGUCUGCAAAUUCAUACCUCUGCGCUUGCCCACCUGAGAUGACGUUAAGCGCGGACAACCACACGUGCAUUGUGCAGUACACAUGCUCCUCCGGCGAAAUUAAAUGCAGUGAACAUGACAUCUGCAUAAAGUGGUACCAGUGGUGCAAUGGCAUUAAAGAAUGUCCGAAUGGCGAAGACGAACCAAGUUCCUGUAAGAAAAACAGUAAGAUGGAAUAUAUCAAAUCGAUACAUACCUACACUACGCAUAACUAUAACGAUUACUAUUCAGAUAUACUAUAACUAUAACUAUAACUAACGAUAACUAUAUAACUAUAUAACUAUAACGAUAACUAUAACUAUAUAUAUAUAUAUAUAUA
This is a messenger RNA of Odontomachus brunneus, 1610 nucleotides long. Its product is annotated as vitellogenin receptor-like. Bases 25 to 1533 code for a protein of 502 amino acids. The record is from RefSeq and is a predicted model, not a curated record. NCBI's taxonomy places the organism in Eukaryota, Metazoa, Arthropoda, Insecta, Hymenoptera, Formicidae. The transcript has 10 exons. Gene Ontology annotation, molecular function: protein binding.